AUAAUUUAUCAGUACUCCAGGCAAAGGCCAAGGCCAGUACCAGUAGUAGCAGAUCAACGACAUCAUGAUGAAGAUUCGUAUCAGUCUUUUGCUCACUCUCUCCCUUGCAAUUGCAUUGUUUGUUGUAUUCACUCUAAUAUCACAACCACAGCACCUAAACGGCAUGGAAUAUGAGGUGCGGGUGGUGAAUGGAUUCACAGACAACUCCUCUCUGCCUUUGGUAAUUUGGUGUACAUCAAAAGACGGUGAUAUGGGUGGACGUGCACUCCAAGAGCACGACGAUUUCAGCUGGGUUGUCAGGACCAAUUUCUGGGGCUCUAGUACUCAUUUCUUCUGCACCAUGAAAUGGGACCAAAAGAGGAAGAGUUUCGAUGCGUUUAAGGUUCCCAGGGAUAGUUAUCGCUGCGGCCUUCUUAGGAAGUGCUACUGGUUGGUGAAAGAGGAUGGGUUUUAUUUCAGCAAUGAUGAUGUGAAUUGGAAAAAGGACUUUUCUUGGUAUUAGCUGUUUAGCUGUUUUUGGAGAGAGAUCAUCAUAAAAAAUGAGACAGACAGACAGGCUUGCCUUGCUUUGUGCUAUAUAUUGUCUGAGGAUUUCAAUGAUCAGAGACUUUGUCAGCAGAAGUUGCGGUUUCAGCGACCUUGACUGAAGACAUAUUUUCUGUAUCUAGACUUCUUCUUGAUCUUCUUCUUCUAAAAAAAUAGACGUUCCUUUCUUUUCUGCAA
Messenger RNA from Juglans microcarpa x Juglans regia, 723 nucleotides. Its product is annotated as S-protein homolog 5. Lineage: Eukaryota; Viridiplantae; Streptophyta; Magnoliopsida; Fagales; Juglandaceae. Bases 65 to 502 code for a protein of 145 amino acids. The record is from RefSeq and is a predicted model, not a curated record. The transcript has a single exon.